CCGCUAGUUGAAUAGGCCUGCUUUAGUGUGUGUGACGUCCCCCCUCGUAGCCACUUUGGCAAAACAAACACUUUAACAAUUAAAACGCUGAAUUCGAGAAGAUGCGCGCUAAACUAUUGUUAGGUUGAAAGUCAUGAAGGUAUCAUUCGCCAUGGUUGAUGGGAUGAGUAGUUCCUUCACUUCAUUGGAUCAUUAGUGAUGUCCCAGUCUGACCACACAUGAGGCAACUCAUCAUUGGAUGAGUGUUGAAUGGGCGGGACUAAUACCUUCAAAAGGUACAGGUGCACUGAACCUGUUUCCGAUUUGUCGUGUGAGUCUGGGUGUAUCAGAGGUCUCAACUCAGGAGGAUAAUUUGCUUCAGGUAGGCCUAAAAGCAGUAUCAAACCCAUUUGUAUCGCUUGCUUUUAUCGGAUAUAAAAACAACUGAGCUACCGGUUACUCUACAUUAGAGUUUAGUGAGCUGAGCUACUACCGGUUAAUCUACAAUCAUGUUUAGAGAGCGUUGCUUCUGGUUAUUCUACAUUGAAGGGCAUCGCCCAGGUUAAUUCACAAUGCUACAAACAAGCAACUGAGUCGUAUAGCUAGGCUUCUGAGGCAUGAAGCUAGGCUACUGAGGUAUGGAGCUAGGUUACUGAGUCGUGUAGAUAGGCUACAUAGAUAUGAAGCUUGGCUACUGAGGUAUGAAGCUAGGCUACUGAGGUAUGAAGCUAGGCUACUAGGCUAGGGACGUGCGCCUCCCAAAAAUCGUAACCUUCCGUCGAGGCCUACUAAAACCCGACGCAGGACCAUAAAGGUUCAGGACUGCGUUUGCGUGGUCAUUGCGCUUCGUGAACGUGGAAGGAGUCGUUUUAUCUCACACUCUGAAUUGGGAAGUGAAGUCACUUGUAACUUUGUUUCUCCUUGAGACGCUUUCACAUGCUGGGGAAAAGUCUCUCGCAAUUUUGGAUUAUUACUGAUAUCCAUAUUAGUCAUAUUUAUAUCAUAACAUGUGUGUAAAAUAGUUUAGGCUAGUUUUUGAGGCUCACGUUUUCUAUUGAAUACAUAAAGUAAAACUUCACAGUUUUACACUUCAGUAGUCCUAACGGUGAGAAUCAGUUCUGAUCUGAGAGCAAAAUAUGUUUAGGCAUAUCAGAAUGACCUGUAUGUAUUUAUUUGUAAUUAUUUAAAACGAAGAAAACGAAAAGGUUUUCUUUCUUUUUUAAAUGUCCUAGCCUAGCGUAAAUGCAAAUACAACUUCCAAAUUUCAUUAAGAGUUGGAGUAUUAAUGUUGUUGUAGUAGGCUAAAUGCACAUUUGACAAAAAAGUAUACAUCAAAUAUUGGCCCUCUGGCCUAAAAUAGGCCACUCACCUAUUCCAAGAUAAAGGCCUCUAUAUACAGUAUAUAAAGCAGGUACAGCACAGGCCUCGUAUGGACGUAUUUUAGUCAUCGGUUUAUUAGAUGUAUGUGUUAGCCUAUUUAGUAUGCACAUGCGUGGCAGUCGUGGAACGAACUAAAGUGUGCAUCCGGUUUUUUAAUGAGCGUAUUCGUUAUGAAUGUGUUUACUAUCAAUGUAUCUAUUAUUAGUUGAUCUUGUAAACCGACUCUUCCAGCUCAGUGACUUCGGCUCGGGUUAGUCACGACUCUCCGCUCAAGGCAGGACUCCGCUCCCUCGCAUUCCUCCAGAUGUUUAAUAGCACGUGUUUAGACAGCAGCUUAUCUUACCUGGACACGCACUCCGUGAUUUCAGACUUUAGUGUGUGUGACGUCCCCCCUCGUAGCCACUUUGGCAAAACAAACACUUUAACAAUUAAAACGCUGAAUUCGAGAAGAUGCGCGCUAAACUAUUGUUAGGUUGAAAGUCAUGAAGGUAUCAUUCGCCAUGGUUGAUGGGAUGAGUAGUUCCUUCACUUCAUUGGAUCAUUAGUGAUGUCCCAGUCUGACCACACAUGAGGCAACUCAUCAUUGGAUGAGUGUUGAAUGGGCGGGACUAAUACCUUCAAAAGGUACAGGUGCACUGAACCUGUUUCCAAUUUGUCGUGUGCGUCUGGGUGUAUCAGAGGUCUCAACUCAGGAGGAUAACUUGCUUCAGUCUCACGGAAAUACACGACAUUGUCACGUCAUGUGAUUUAAUCUACCGUAAUUUUCGAACUUUAAACCGCGCCUUUUUUCCCAUUUUGCGAUUCUGCGGUUCAUAUAACGGUGCGGUUAAACCGCACCGUUCUUUGAAUUUUAUAGCCAACGGCCACUAGGGGCUUCCUAAAUCAAUGGAUUUUUAAGCGGCGGGCUCCAGUGCGGCUUAUGUUAACAUCAUUCAAUUUAGCUGCUGCGACUUAUAGUGCGGAAAAUACGGUACAUAUUCAUUCGUGAUCUGUGACACGUAAUUUCAAUUUUAUGGUCACGUAUUUCCGUGAGACUGGGGUGUGUGUCUGUGUUUGUUGCUUCUCAUCUCCCAGAAACGCCUGCUGUCUCCGAAGAAGAAGAUGAAUACUUCUGGCAAGAAAAAUGUCCAUUUAGAAUUUAUCCAAAAAAAAAUGAUUGUCUUGUCUGACAUUCUGUACGACCCAGAAUUUGUUUUGGAUCACUGUAUGCAGAACCAACUAAUAACCUCGAGAGAAUUUAAAAAAAUGAAAGAUGAUUCUUCGGCAGCUAUAUUGCGUAUAUUGCUGCUAAAAGGGGAGGGUCGCUGUCAGAAGUUCAUCUCCCUGGUGCUGAAGGACCCCGAGGUUAUGAAAACCUUCCCCAGGCUCAAAGACCUGGACUGGGCCUCCUUGGACUCCCCUCCCCCCCCCGGUCCAGAAAGAACCUCCAUGCCAGGCCAGGGCCCAAGCCCGGAGAGGAGAGACGGACCGGGGUUUGGAGGCCAUCAGGCUCCUGGAUCUUCGACCAUGGAGAAUGAUGUCGCCACCCCACAGAGCAUGUCAAAUGGGUCUGAUGUGACUGAGCAGCAGCAGACCGGAGCCGCAUCGAUGAACCCUGAUGACUUCGAAAGAAGUGGUGAAGGAGUAAAAGAAGGGGGGAAUAUGGUUUACUAUUUGGUAGAUCUAACAUGUGUCAUAAAUGCAAAAUGGCCUUUUAAGUUUAGACCGAGGAAAUCAAGUAGUAUUUUGCAUCUCAUAUCUGGAAACAAUAGUGUGAAACAAUCAUUCACCCCAGAGCUUAUCCGCCAUACUAAAAUUCUUCCAAGUCACUAUCCAUCAAAGAAACGUCACGACUUUACUAUAGGCCUAUUUGAAAAAUCACUUGUAGAGGAGAGAUUUGCGUCUGACAAAAAUAAUUAUCGAUAUGAAUUUAAAGAUAUAAACUUCAAGCUUUUUUGUUGGGAUAUUUCUGGAAAAGGUACAUUAGACAAACAAAUCCAACUCUUGAACAAAUUAUCUGAGGCCAUAAGUAAGUUUCUCAGCGAGAGUCCUAAAAAAAGACAUAGAAUCAAAAUAAGGCGCCAAUUAUUGGAAUCCCCUGCUUUUACUCCCGAACGGCCAACAGUUCAGGAUAUCUUUCUUAAGGUUAUUGCCCCGUUAGUAAUCAAGUAUGUGCUAGAACAACUUGUUUUGUCAGCACAAAUUGACGUUGACAAAUUCAAAGCUGCUCUUCAUGAUUUCCCUGAAUCCUGCCUAGAGAUAGGCGAUACGUUGUCAUCAUGGGAUAUUAACCUCCAACCGUCUCCUGGGCAAACACGUGUUCUGCUUAAAGUAUUACCAUGUGUAUUGGACACUAUGAAGGACAAUCCAUUUGUUCAAAUUAUUCUUGACCUGGAAAAGAUUAGUCUGCUUAUAAUCACACCAGUUAUUAUGCCCCGAAAUGUUUCAAAUGUGAUAUUGCAAAUCAACCGGUUUUUGGAAGAUCUCAAAAAACUUUUUCCAGACGAAAUCACAAAACAAGAUGAUGAUUUGAUCCACGUUCCAUCCCGACUCGAAUUAUUGAUUCAUCUUUUUGAUUAUAUGUGCGAGAGUUUGAAAUCAAAUCAAGGCGAUUUAGACAAAUGGUUAUUAAAAGUGAAUUUAGAAAAAAAUGAGUGUUUUAAUGAACUAAAUCUAAAUAAUGAAUGCAAUCAGAAUGCAAAUAACCCACAACAUUCUAUUACAUCAAGUGAGGGGGAUAACAGAUCAGUUUUGAAUGUGAAAAACACGCUUAAUUUUAACGGGAACUUGAUGGACUCGAAUGAAGUAAAAAUAAAUAGUGUGCGCCCAUCCAAGAGAAGGCAAAAACAUAGAAAGAAUCAAAUGAGGCAAGAGCGGGAGGCUGGGGGUAAAAGGGUGAAACAAUCAUUCACCCCAGAGCUUAUCCGCCGUAGUAAAAUUCAUUCAAGUCACUAUCCAUCAAAGAAACGUCACGACUUUACUAUAUUUGAAAAAUCACCUGAAGAGGAGAGAUUUGCGUCCGACAAAAGGAAUUAUCGAUAUGAAUUUAAAGAUAUAAACUUCAAGCUUUUUUGUUGGGAUAUUUCUGGAAAAGGUGCAUUAGACAAACAAAUCCAACAGUUUAAUAAAAUGUAUAAGGCGGAAGCCAAGUUUCUAAGCAAGAGUCUUAAAAAAAGACAUAGAAUCAAAAUAAGGCGCCAAUUAUUGGAAUCCCCUGCUUUUACUCCCGAACGGCCAACAGUUCAGGAUAUCUUUCUUAAGGACAUUGCCCCGUUAGUAAUCAAGUAUGUGCUAGAACAACUCGUUUUGUUAGCACAAAUUGACGUUGACAAAUUCAAAGCUGAUCUUCAUGAUUUCCCUGCCUCCUGCCUAGAGAUAGGCGAUACGUUGUCAUCAUGGGAUAUUAACCUCCAACCGUCUCCUGGGCAAACACGUGUUCUGCUUACAGUAUUACCAUGGGUAUUGGACACUAUGAAGGACAAUCCAUUUGUUCAAAUUAUUGUUGACCUGGAAAAGAUUAGUCUGCUUAUAAUCACACCAGUUAUUAUGCCCCGAAAUGUUUCAAAUGUGAUAUUGCAAAUCAACCGGUUUUUGGAAGAUCUCAAAAAACUUUUUCCAGACGAAAUCACAAAACAAGAUGAUGAUUUGAUCCACGUUCCAUCCCGACUCGAAUUAUUGAUUCAUCUUUUUGAUUAUAUGUGCGAGAGUUUGAAAUCAAAUCAAGGCGAUUUAGACAAAUGGUUAUUAAAAGUGAAUUUAGAAAAAAAUGAGUGUUUUAAUGAACUAAAUCUAAAUAAUGAAUGCAAUCAGAAUGCAAAUAACCCACAACAUUCUAUUACAUCAAGUGAGGGGGAUAACAGAUCAGUUUUGAAUGUGAAAAACACGCUUAAUUUUAACGGGAACUUGAUGGACUCGAAUGAGGUAAAAAUAAAUAGUGUGCGCCCAUCCAAGAGAAGGCAAAAACAUAGAAAGAAUCAAAUGAGGCAAGAGCGGGAGGCUGGGGGUAAAAGGGUGAAACAAUCAUUCACCCCAGAGCUUAUCCGCCGUAGUAAAAUUCAUUCAAGUCACUAUCCAUCAAAGAAACGUCACGACUUUACUAUAUUUGAAAAAUCACCUGAAGAGGAGAGAUUUGCGUCCGACAAAAGGAAUUAUCGAUAUGAAUUUAAAGAUAUAAACUUCAAGCUUUUUUGUUGGGAUAUUUCUGGAAAAGGUGCAUUAGACAAACAAAUCCAACAGUUUAAUAAAAUGUAUAAGGCGGAAGCCAAGUUUCUAAGCAAGAGUCUUAAAAAAAGACAUAGAAUCAAAAUAAGGCGCCAAUUAUUGGAAUCCCCUGCUUUUACUCCCGAACGGCCAACAGUUCAGGAUAUCUUUCUUAAGGACAUUGCCCCGUUAGUAAUCAAGUAUGUGCUAGAACAACUCGUUUUGUUAGCACAAAUUGACGUUGACAAAUUCAAAGCUGAUCUUCAUGAUUUCCCUGCCUCCUGCCUAGAGAUAGGCGAUACGUUGUCAUCAUGGGAUAUUAACCUCCAACCGUCUCCUGGGCAAACACGUGUUCUGCUUACAGUAUUACCAUGGGUAUUGGACACUAUGAAGGACAAUCCAUUUGUUCAAAUUAUUGUUGACCUGGAAAAGAUUAGUCUGCUUAUAAUCACACCAGUUAUUAUGCCCCGAAAUGUUUCAAAUGUGACAUUGCAAAUCAACCGGUUUUUGGAAGAUCUCAAAAAACUUUUUCCAGACGAAAUCACAAAACAAGAUGAUGAUUUGAUCCACGUUCCAUCCCGACUCGAAUUAUUGAUUCAUCUUUUUGAUUAUAUGUGCGAGAGUUUGAAAUCAAAUCAAGGCGAUUUAGACAAAUGGUUAUUAAAAGUGAAUUUAGAAAAAAAUGAGUGUUUUAAUGAACUAAAUCUAAAUAAUGAAUGCAAUCAGAAUGCAAAUGACCCACAACAUUCUAUUACAUCAAGUGAGGGGGAUAACAGAUCAGUUUUGAAUGUGAAAAACACGCUUAAUUUUAACGGGAACUUGAUGGACUCGAAUGAAGUAAAAAUAAAUAGUGUGCGCCCAUCCAAGAGAAGGCAAAAACAUAGAAAGAAUCAAAUGAGGCAAGAGCGGGAGGCUGGGGGUAAAAGGGUGAAACAAUCAUUCACCCCAGAGCUUAUCCGCCGUAGUAAAAUUCAUUCAAGUCACUAUCCAUCAAAGAAACGUCACGACUUUACUAUAUUUGAAAAAUCACCUGAAGAGGAGAGAUUUGCGUCCGACAAAAGGAAUUAUCGAUAUGAAUUUAAAGAUAUAAACUUCAAGCUUUUUUGUUGGGAUAUUUCUGGAAAAGGUGCAUUAGACAAACAAAUCCAACAGUUUAAUAAAAUGUAUAAGGCGGAAGCCAAGUUUCUAAGCAAGAGUCUUAAAAAAAGACAUAGAAUCAAAAUAAGGCGCCAAUUAUUGGAAUCCCCUGCUUUUACUCCCGAACGGCCAACAGUUCAGGAUAUCUUUCUUAAGGACAUUGCCCCGUUAGUAAUCAAGAAUGUGCUAGAACAACUCGUUUUGUUAGCACAAAUUGACGUUGACAAAUUCAAAGCUGAUCUUCAUGAUUUCCCUGCCUCCUGCCUAGAGAUAGGCGAUACGUUGUCAUCAUGGGAUAUUAACCUCCACCCGUCUCCUGGGCAAACACGUGUUCUGCUUACAGUAUUACCAUGGGUAUUGGACACUAUGAAGGACAAUCCAUUUGUUCAAAUUAUUCUUGACCUGGAAAAGAUUAGUCUGCUUAUAAUCACACCAGUUAUUAUGCCCCGAAAUGUUUCAAAUGUGAUAUUGCAAAUCAAACGGUUUUUGGAAGAUCUCAAAAAACUUUUUCCAGACGAAAUCACAAAACAAGAUGAUGAUUUGAUCCACGUUCCAUCCCGACUCGAAUUAUUGAUUCAUCUUUUUGAUUAUAUGUGCGAGAGUUUGAAAUCAAAUCAAGGCGAUUUAGACAAAUGGUUAUUAAAAGUGAAUUUAGAAAAAAAUGAGUUUUAAUCAACUAAAUCUAAUUAAUGAAUGCAAUCAGAAUGCAAAUGACCCACAACAUUCUAUUACAUCAAGUGAGGGGGAUAACAGAUCAGUUUUGAAGGUGAAAAACACGCUUAAUUUGAACGGGAACUUGAUGGACUCGAAUGAAGUAGAUAAAAUAAAUUCUCUGCGCCAAUCCAAGAGAAGGCAAAAACGUAGAAAGAGUCAAGAAAUGAGGCAAGAGAGGAAGGCUGGGCGAAAGAGGGUGAAGCUCUAAGGUGGCCUACAUACGUGUAGUGCAUUUGCGUGUUUGUGGAGCUCAGACUUGACGUGGAGGGUCGUCAGGCAGCUAACUCUCACAGAGGGACUGUCGGGCCUGAAAUGUUAUGUCUCUGUUCUGCAGAACAUAUUGAUACAUUCUGUAGGCCAGGGGUUAUUUUAUAAAAAAUAAAAAAAUGCAUUUAAGGGUGUAAUGAUACGCGUAUUCGUAACGAAGUUUUUCGGCAUGGGUCUGACUGUUCGAUGCAGGUUUCAUUUCGGUGUGUACAGAAUUUAUUUUUUCUUUUAUUUGAUUUAAGAAAAAUGUUUUCAUUGAUUUUCACACACUGUCUUUGUCUUGUCAUGAUGUUUUGUGUUGAGGACCAAAAUGGAAAUAAGCCCUGGACUUUAUUGUGUCUUUUUAUCCUCAAUUGUAGUUGAUGUAUUUUCAUGUGAUAUAUGUAAGGCAUUUGUUUGAUACAAUUUAAUAAAUAAUUUGUGCCAUAAGAAAAGCAUAGUUUACAUU
Molecule: messenger RNA, 8104 nt
Organism: Gadus chalcogrammus (walleye pollock)
Lineage: Eukaryota; Metazoa; Chordata; Actinopteri; Gadiformes; Gadidae
Exons: 5
Coding region: 2461-7347 (1628 amino acids)
Source: RefSeq, a predicted model, not a curated record